CGUCGUGCACGAAUGCUCUUGUGCCUCGUCGGGCUACCGCCAGCUUCACACGUCGGCGGCACGCAGGCCAUCACGUUGAACCCGAUUGACGGGUGGGCGGGAGUGUCCGGCACAGCGGCCGAGCAGCCGACGGCGAUGGGCGCGGGCCUCGUGCUGCGCGUCCCCAGCGCGCUCGAUAGUUUCAAGGGCCCUGCCGCCACCGCACGGUACGAGCUCGUCAGCCUCGCGGACACAUUCGGCCCGGCGCUCGCGGAGGUCUUCCAUGCGUCUGGGAGUUUCCGGACCGCCCUGAUCGGCUGCGCACGCGACGUGAAGGUCCUCUUCAAGAUCGGUACCUCGCUCGCGGACUCCGCGUCAGACGAGGAGGGCUGUCGCGGACGCCUAGGCGACGUGCUCAGGCAGCACGUCGGCGACAGGGCGCCCACCGCGGACGAGUUUGUAAGCUCGAUCAGCUCUCUCUGCGGAGACCACUGGGGAGGGUUCACGUCGUUCGAGAGCAAGCGGCCGCCGCCCGGGGCGCUGGAGUGGCACCAAGACUGGGCCGCUGCCGAUCUGCAGUACGCGUUUGGCGCCUGCCGGACGGUGAUGCUCGCCUUCCCUGCGGCCGGGGCAAGUGGUCACGACGUUCACGAGGGGGAGGGCAUCCUCACCGAGCUGGUCCAGCUGUCGCACGAGUUUUCAACGGAGUCGCUGAAGGCAAGGAACAGCUACCGCGGGCUCAGCACGGGUGAGCAGGACAGGAAGGCUGCAUCUGACCUCGGUGUGACCGAGGAGCACAUCGUGAGGCCUCGCUACUGCCGCGGGCAGGAGAUCCUGGUGUACAAGGACGCGGAGCAUCUCCACCGCAGCCCGAGGGCCACGUCAGACCCGGCCGGCCGUGCGAGGCAGGCGAUCUGGCGGUUUCAGUAAGAGCCUGCUAUGUACCUAUGAUCGAAUAGUAAGCGCAGCGCAGGGAGCGGGCUCGCUGCUCUGCUGAGCCUGAGUGUCUGCUGAGUGAAGUGCUAGUGAGUAGUGUGACUGCGGUGUGGACUCGGUUUUAUCUCUCGCGUCCGCUCGCACACACACGUCGUAUUCACAGCCAUAUUC
Messenger RNA from Emiliania huxleyi CCMP1516, 1086 nucleotides. RefSeq lists its product as hypothetical. The coding region runs from base 13 to 909 and encodes 298 amino acids. The transcript has a single exon. Lineage: Eukaryota; Haptophyta; Isochrysidales; Noelaerhabdaceae. The record is from RefSeq and is a predicted model, not a curated record.